ACAGCAAGGAAGCCCUGAAGUUUUUCUCCUUUACCCAACUGGAGGAAUUUCUUGGCUUGGUGCACGGGUGCCAGUUCUCUGGAUUUGUGGCACAGAAUCUGGACUUUUGACUCGGACCCAAAACUAAUGAGGAAGAAAAGAAUGGACAAAUUACUCCAAAAGACACUACCCAGGCUGUUUCUGUUAUCAUUGCUUUAUACCAUCAUUCAAGCCAACAGAGCUAACCGCUGCCUGGCUUCCAGUGCAAAAAGUUGCACUGAGUGUAUCCGAGUGAGCAAGGACUGCUCUUAUUGCACUGAUGAGAACUUCAAACGGGCCCGCUGUGAUUUCAAAGACAAUCUAAUGAGAUAUGGUUGCAGUGAGGGGAGCAUAGUAUUCAUGAAAGGAGAAAUGCUAACAAUACAGGAAUUUAGUAUUGAUACAUCUCUGAAGAAAACACAAGUAUCCCCACAGAAUAUAGCAAUGAGACUGAGAGCUGGUGAGGAAGCUAGCUUUAGCAUGGAUGUGUUUGAGCCCCUUGAAUCUCCUGUGGACCUCUACAUCCUCAUGGACUUUUCCUAUUCCAUGUCUGAUGACUUGAACAACUUGAAAAAAAUGGGCCAACAACUAGCAAAUUUCUUGAGAGAUCUGACUGCUGACUAUACUAUUGGCUUUGGCAAGUUUGUGGAUAAAGUUACAGCCCCACAGACAGACAUGAGGCCUACAAGACUGCGUGAGCCCUGGCCUGAUGCUGACCCUCCCUUCUCCUUUAAGAAUGUCAUCCGCCUGACUCAUAAUAUUGAUAAAUUCAGUGAUGAGUUAAUGAAGGAGCGCAUCUCAGGCAACCUAGACCCCCCAGAAGGUGGAUUUGACGCCAUAUUGCAAACAGCUAUUUGUAAGGAGAAUAUUGGCUGGCGCAAUGACAGCACUCAUCUGCUGGUGUUCUCCACUGAGUCUGCCUUCCAUUAUGAAGCUGAUGGUGCCAAUGUCCUUGCUGGAAUUCUGAGGAGGAAUGAUGAAAGGUGUCACCUGAACAGAGAAGGCACUUACACCUUUGACACCAAGCAGGAUUACCCUUCUGUGCCUACCCUUGUUCGACUGCUGGGACAGAGCAACAUCAUCCCCAUAUUUGCUGUCACCAACCAUUCUUAUGAUUACUAUGAGAAGCUGCACACGUAUUUCCCAAUAUCUGAAAUUGGAAGGCUGCAAGAAGAUUCCUCCAAUAUUGUGGAACUGAUUCGGGUGGCUUUUGAGCAUAUUCGUUCCAAACUGGAUAUCCGGGCUUAUGACACCCCCAAGGCUAUGAAAACAGAAAUAACAUCCAUGAAGUAUGAAAAGACAGAGUCUGGUUCAUUCCAGAUAGUUCGUGGUGAAGUGGGAACAUUUAAUGUUCGUGUGAAAGCCCAUGAGCAAGUGGGUGGACAGCAUGUCUGCGAUCUUCCAGAGAAAGACCGGAAAGGAGUUAUUCAUGUUAAGCCCUCCUCCUUCAGUCACAAAAUGGACAUUGAUGCCACAGUCAUUUGUGAUGCCUGCCCAUGUGAAAAGCAACAGGAAGUUAAUUCUGUUAGGUGCAAUUUCAAUGGGAACUUUGUCUGUGGACAGUGUGUUUGUAAUCCAGGCUGGCGUGGAGAAGUCUGUAACUGCUCUACCUCUUCCUCUACUGACAAUGCAGCUUGUAUAAGACCUGGAGAUAUAGAGCCUUGUUCAGGCCGUGGGGAAUGUUUGUGUGGGGAGUGCCAGUGCUAUUCUGAAGAUAUGACCCAGCGCUUUGAGGGACAGUUUUGUGAAUUUGACAACUUACAAUGUCCCCGCACAUCUGGAUUCCUCUGUAAUGACCGAGGACGCUGCUACAUGGGUCAGUGCGCAUGUGAAAGUGGUUGGGAAGGACCUGGCUGUGAAUGUCCCACAAGCAAUGAAACUUGCAUUACUAGCAAUGGGAUGAUCUGCAAUGGACGUGGGAGAUGUGAAUGUGGCAGGUGCAUCUGUAAUAACCCCACUCCCUUCACUGGACCCACCUGCGAAAUCAGUGACUUGGGCUUUUCACGGGUAUGCAGAGAAGAUUUUCGAACCUGUGUUCAGUGCCAAGCUUGGGGAACUGGUGAGAAGAAGGGAAAUAAAUGUUCAGACUGCCCUUUUAGGAUCCGACUAGUGGACGAAUUGCAGCAAGAGAAGGAUAUAAAUACAGUUUGUUCCUUCCAAGAUGAAGAGGAUGACUGCAUUUACCGCUAUGCCAAAAUAGAGGAUGCCAGCCCAGAAAACAAUGGCACUGUUUUUGUACAAAGGAAGAAAGAGUGCCCACCAGGAAGCUUUCUUUGGCUUAUCCCCUUGCUCAUUUUGCUGAUGCUUCUCCUGGGACUUAUGUUGUUGCUGUGUUGGAAGUUCUGUGCUUGUUGCAAGGCUUGUCUGGCUCUGCUACCCUGUUGUGCACGAGGUCGUACAGUUGGUUUCAAGGAGGAUCACUAUCUGCUCAGGCAGAGUCUCAUGACUUCAGAUCACUUGGAUACUCCUAUGGUGCGCAGCGGUAACUUGAAAGGCAGAGACACAGUCCACUGGAAAAUAAAGAAUAAUGUGCACAAGCAAGAUUUCUCUUCUUUACCUCCCAAUCCUGGGGACCUGGUUCCAUAUGGCCUGUCCCUCAGAUUGGCCCGGCUCUUCACACCAAACCUUGCAAAACCACAUAGCCGUGAAUGUGAGCAAUUGCAGAAGGAGGUGGAAGAGAAUCUGAAUGAAGUUUAUAGAACUAUCCCAGGUGCCCACAAAUUCCAGCAGACAAAAUUCAGGUUACAGCCAAAUUCUGGGAAAAGACAGGAUCACACAAUUGUGGAUACAGUACUCCCUGCUCCUCGCUCAGCUAAGAAUGAGAUUGUGAAAGUGACAGAGAAGCAUGUCACACAAGAGGCUUUCAAUGAUCUGAAAGUGGCCCCUGGUUACUAUACUGUAAUUGCUGAUCAAGAUGCCAAUGGCCUAGUAGAGUUUCAGGAAGGUGUGGAGCUUGUGGAUGUCCGGGUUCCUCUCUUCAUCAGGGAAGAGGAUGAUGAUGAAAAGCAGCUGCAGGUGGAGGCUACCGAUGUACCUGUGGGAACUGCAGAGAUUGGGCGCAGACUGGUGAACAUCACCAUAAUAAAAGAGCAAGCCAACAGCAUCAUCAGCUUCCUGCAGCCAGAAUAUUCGUAUAGCCGCUUUGACAAGCUGGCUAAGAUCCCUGUUGUUCGUGAGAUAUUGGACAAUGGGAAGUCCCAGAUAACCUACAGGACACGAGAUCUCACUGCCCAGGAAGGCAAAGAUUAUGAUUUUGCAGAGGGUGACUUGGUCUUCCUACCUGGGGAGAAGCGAAAGGAAGUGCAGGUGAAAUUGCUGGAGCUGACAGAGAUAGAUGCUCUUCUUCACAAUCGGCAGCUGAAGCAGUUUGCAGUAGAUCUGUUCAACCCCAGGUUUGGUGCAAAGGUUGGCAAAUAUCCACAGACCAUGGUGACCAUUGCUGAUCCAGAAGCUGUAGAUGGUAUACCAGCAGCAGUAGGCUUAGGUCAACUUCAGCAGUCUCCCAGAGGCACACUUGGAGCACCCCUCAAUCCAAAUGCACAAGCAUUAAGCUCUAGGAAGAUCCGCUUCAACUGGUUACCUCCACCUGGCAAACCUGCAGGAUAUAAGGUGAAAUACUGGAUCCAAGGAGACCCUGAAUCGGAGGCCCAUCUGCUUGAUUCUAAAGUGCCAUCUGCAGAAUUGACUAACCUGUACCCCUACUGUGAUUAUGAGAUGCAAUCCUGUGCUUACAAUGCCCUGGGUGAGGGGCUUUACUCUGAAGUGGUGCACUGCCGCACACUGGAGGAAGUUCCUAGUGAGCCUGGACGUUUGGCUUUCAACGUAGUCUCCUCCACAGUGACACAGCUGAGCUGGGCUGAGCCUGCUGAGACUAAUGGGGUGAUCACAGCUUAUGAAGUCGGCUAUGGGCUUGUCAAUGAGGAAAACCGACCCAUUGGGCCAGUGAAGAAAGUCAUGGUAGAGGACCCCAAAAAGCGGAUGGUUCUAAUUGAAAACUUGAGGGAAUCGCAGCCAUAUCGCUAUACAGUGAAGGCCAAGAAUGGAGCUGGAUGGGGCCCUGAAAGAGAAGCCACUAUUAAUCUGGCCACACAACCUAAGCGCCCUAUGUCAAUUCCCAUCAUACCUGAUGUGCCCAUAAUUGAUGCUGAAGGAGGAGAAGACUAUGACAGCUAUCUAAUGUACAGUGCAGAUGUCAUGCGCUCACCAGCUGGUAGCAAACACCCCAGUGUCUCGGAUGAUUCUGGCUCUCGGUGGAAAUAUGUGCAGCUGCUGGGGGACGAGCUGGACCUUCGACACGUCGCCUGGAGGCUCCCAGCAGAACUGAUCCCUCGUUACUCGGACAGCAGCUGCUUUUCCUCGGACACAGAGGGUCUCCUCCAGGAGGAUAGCACCUCCUCUGUGCUAGUCGGCAGUGAUGCACCUAUCGGCAGUUUGCCAAGGAGUGGGACUCCCCGGCCCCAACCAGAACACAUCAUGAAUGGCCGAAUGGAUUUCACUUACCCUGGCAGUGUUGGCAGCCUGACUCGGAACACAACGUCCAGUUACAACCAUCUAAGUCCACACAUGUACCAUGAAAGAAGAGUAAUAGGAAAUUCAUCUCUGACAAGAGAGUACACCUCAGUGGUAUCUGGACAUGACCAGCCCAGAAAGAUAUUUCCUCCCAUAUAUGAAGAUGCUGGGAGGACGGUCCUGAUGCCACAGGAUGUGGUCUUUAGGAGGGCAAGGGUGAAGGGUUACUGUGGCGACAGUGAUGCUCGGGAUUCUAUAGUCAUGACUGAUGGGCCCUCUUGGAUUUCCAAAUACCUAGAUUCCAAGAUGCAACAGGGUGUUCCUGACACCCCAACCCGCUUAGUGUUCUCAGCCCUGGGGCCUACCUCUCUGAAAGUCAGCUGGCAGGAGCCACACUGUGACAAACAAUUGCAAGGAUACAGCGUACAAUACCAGCUCCUCAGUGGAGGAGAAAUACGGAGGUUGACUAUUCCCAGUCCCACUCAGAAUUCUGUGGUGGUGGAUGACCUGCUGCCAAACCACUCCUAUGUCUUCAAGGUGAAGGCCCAAAGUGAUGAAGGAUGGGGUCCAGAGAGAGAAGGGGUGAUCACUAUUGAGUCACAAGUGGAUCCACGCAGUCCUCUGAGUCCUGUUCCAGGUUCACCAUUUACCCUGAGUACACCCAGUGCUCCUGGGCCUUUGGUGUUCACUGCCCUGAGUCCAGACUCUCUUCAGUUGAGCUGGGAAAGACCUCGCCAACCCAAUGGCUUAAUUUUAGGCUACCUGGUCACCUGUGAGACACUGCAUGGUGGAGGAGAACCCAGAAAUAUCUAUGUGGAAGGGGACAACCCAGAGACCACCCUGACAGUUCCCUACCUGAGUGAAAAUGUUCCAUAUAAGUUCAAAGUGCAAGCAAAGACCACUCAGGGUUUUGGACCAGAAAGAGAGGGUAUUAUCACCAUUGAAUCUCAAGAUGCAGGUGCAUUCUCUCAAUUUGGAACACAACAGUUCACCAGAGAAGAAGUAUACAGUCUCCCCACAGAAUACAGCACCCUCACUAGUAUCACUCCUUCCCCACUGGAUCCUUUAUACACAGAUGGCAUGCUGAUGACCACUCAGAGGGUGGAGAGUGGCAGUACUCUCACCAAACAGGUCACCCAAGAAUUCGUCUCCAGAACCAUGAUGUCUAACAGCAGUGGGACAUUCUCCAGACAGACAGACAGGCAAUUCUAUGAAGCUUGAGUCAGGAAGGAAGCUGCAAAAGGAUCUUUGUAUUUUUGUAAGUGUGUGGUUGCAAGUAGGCUGGCUAUAUGGUUCACUUCCAGACUCUGAGGCACAUGGCAUAUGCUGCAUUGCAUUAGUUCUCAAAGCAAUGGAAGUUCAUUUUGAAAUGCCACUGGAUGGAGGCUGCAUGCAGCCCAGGUGGUUAUCUGGGACAUUAUGAAAGGGGCUUUUAGCAGGAUGCUUGGCUACCAAGGGCUUUUGGUUCUGUUUUCAGUCAUGUUUUUGACCAUUUCAUGUUUUGCUUUUAGCUGCUCUUUCCUGCACAGGACUGAAUUGGUUUCUAAAUUCCUACCUCCCACCAUAUCUUUCUGGUUGUACUAAUUAUUUUAUUUUGAUCUAUACCCAAGUCUUCAGGAAGAGCCCACUCCACCAUUCUCCAUGUUUCCAGGCAUAUCCCCUUCCCAUGAACACCCUUAACACUUCCAUUCUCCUCUCCCCCCCCCCCAAAAA
Sceloporus undulatus (fence lizard) is the source of this 6240-nucleotide messenger RNA. RefSeq names its product integrin subunit beta 4 (gene ITGB4). Lineage: Eukaryota; Metazoa; Chordata; Lepidosauria; Squamata; Phrynosomatidae. Gene Ontology annotation, cellular component: membrane; integrin complex; focal adhesion. The record is from RefSeq and is a predicted model, not a curated record. Gene Ontology annotation, molecular function: integrin binding. Gene Ontology annotation, biological process: cell communication; cell-matrix adhesion; cell migration. The transcript has 41 exons. The coding region runs from base 127 to 5748 and encodes 1873 amino acids.